AUGGCGUCCAGCUAUGCCCACGCCAUGGAGAGGCAGGCCCUGCUGCCCGCCCGCCUCGACGGCCCCGCCGGCCUGGACAAUUUACAAGCCAAGAAGAACUUCUCCGUGAGUCACCUGCUGGACCUGGAGGAGGCGGGCGACAUGGUGGCCGCCCAGGCGGAGGAGGGCGGCGGCGAGCCCGGCCGGAGCUUGUUGGAGUCCCCCGGGCUGACCAGCGGCAGCGACACCCCGCAGCAGGACAAUGAUCAGCUGAACUCAGAAGAGAAGAAGAAAAGAAAGCAGAGGAGGAACAGGACUACCUUCAACAGCAGCCAGCUGCAGGCACUAGAGAGGGUCUUUGAGAGGACUCACUACCCCGAUGCCUUCGUACGGGAAGACCUUGCACGCAGAGUCAACCUCACUGAGGCCAGAGUUCAGGUGUGGUUCCAGAACAGGAGAGCCAAGUUCCGCCGGAACGAGCGCGCCAUGCUGGCCAGCAAGAACGCCUCGCUGCUCAAAUCCUACUCCGGGGACGUGGCGGCCGUGGAGCAGCCCAUCGUACCCCGGCCGGCCCCCAGGGCCACCGACUACCUGUCCUGGGGCACUGCCUCGCCCUACAGUGCCAUGGCCACCUACUCUGCCACGUGUACCAACGCCAGCCCAGCACAGGGCAUGAACAUGGCCAACAGUAUUGCCAACCUGAGACUGAAGGCUAAGGAAUAUAGUUUACAGAGGAAUCAGGUGCCCACAGUCAAUUAACAGCUGGGGGCAGCUGCCUUGCAGGAGAAGACACAACAGCACCCGUCCUGCUUUGCAACUGUCUGUGCUGAAAGA
Messenger RNA from Agelaius phoeniceus (red-winged blackbird), 813 nucleotides. It is a transcript of the gene PRRX1, whose product is annotated as paired related homeobox 1. Gene Ontology annotation, biological process: regulation of transcription by RNA polymerase II. Lineage: Eukaryota; Metazoa; Chordata; Aves; Passeriformes; Icteridae. Gene Ontology annotation, cellular component: nucleus. The record is from RefSeq and is a predicted model, not a curated record. Gene Ontology annotation, molecular function: RNA polymerase II cis-regulatory region sequence-specific DNA binding; DNA-binding transcription factor activity, RNA polymerase II-specific.